AAUCAAUUUCUUUCCUUCUCUCUCAACGACGUAUAUAAACAAACAAACAUACACUUCGCAAUUGAAGUGCUCCCAUUCUCUUCAUUUGGCCAAAAAUCUCCAUCUGGGUUCUGAUAAAAAAAAUAACAAAAGAAGAUAAAAAACCCAAGGAAACAAAAACUGCUACUGAGAAUUGGAGCAAUGGGGGACGAGAGCAAGGUGCCAUUGUUGGAAAAAGUUUACUUUGAGAACUGCCCAGGUUGCAGGAUCGAUAAGAAAAAGGAUGAGAGCUCUGGGUUACCUUACAAAGAGUUCUUCUUUGUGUGGAUCACCACUCUGGCUACUGGUUUACCGAUAUCGUCAUUAUUUCCCUUUUUGUACUUCAUGAUAAGGGACUUGCAGAUCGCCAAAAGAGUGGAAGAUAUUGGGUUUUACGCAGGUUUUGUCGGUGCUGCAUUCAUGUUUGGGAGAGCUUUGACUUCUGUAUUUUGGGGAAUAUUGGCAGAUAGAUGGGGAAGGAAACCUGUGAUAAUAAUUGGCCUCAUUUCAUUGAUUAUAUUUAACACCCUCUUUGGAUUAAGUGUAAAUUAUUGGAUGGCAAUUGCUACCAGAUUCCUUCUUGGAGCUAUGAACGGUUUACUUGGGCCAAUAAAGGUAUUGACUAUUUCUUUUGCAAUGAUGAAAUUGUUCCAGUCCCUGUUAAGUUUUCUUCAUAAAUUCGCUUCUUUUCAGGCAUAUGCUUCAGAAGUUUGUCGACCAGAGCAUCAAUCUAUCGGACUAUCACUGGUCAGUACCGCAUGGGGCAUAGGUCUCAUUAUUGGUCCAGCUCUUGGAGGUUUCUUUGCACAGCCUGCAGAGAAAUUUCCAGGUAUCAUUUCUGAAGAAUCAUUUCUUGGGAGGUUUCCUUACUUCUUGCCGUGUUUCUGUAUAUCACUCUUUGCCGUUGGAGUACUUAUUGCCUGUUAUUGGCUUCCAGAAACAUUGCACAAUCAUCCUGAAAGCAAAACAACAGAUGAGACAAUCGAACCUCUGGAGGCAUCUUAUAAUGGUUCUGAUAUGAGAGAAAAGGAUGUGGAAGAUGAAGGAAGGGCUCAGUCUAAUAAGGAAAAUCUUCUUACAAAUUGGCCACUAAUGUCAUCUAUCAUUGUGUAUUGUGUUUUCUCCCUUCAUGAUAUGGCCUAUUCCGAGAUAUUCUCUCUAUGGGCUGAGAGCGACAGAAAAUUUGGAGGGUUAAGUUUUUCAUCGGAGGAUGUUGGCGAGGUUCUUGCGAUAUCAGGUUUCAGUCUUCUAGUAUUUCAACUGUUUCUUUAUCCGCCAGCAGAGAGACUCCUCGGGCCCAUAAAUUUAUCUCGUGUUUCAGCGGCCAUAUCUAUACCACUGCUUGCCAGUCAUCCCUUUAUGACUAAUCUAUCAGGACUCGUGCUUUCAGUAGCAGUAAAUUGUGCAUCCUUGUUGAAGAAUGUUCUUUCGAUGAUUAUUAUUACGGGAACAUUCAUUUUGCAAAAUAAUGCUGUGGCUCAACACCAAAGAGGAGCUGCAAAUGGCAUUUCAAUGACUGCAAUGUCUUUCUUCAAAGCUAUUGCUCCCGCAGCUGCAGGUGUAAUAUUUUCAUGGGCACAAAAGCGCCAAGAUGCUUCCUUCUUACCAGGUGAUCAAAUGGUUUUCUUCAUAUUGAUCCUGGUAGAGUUCAUCGGCCUCAUGAUGACCUUCAAACCCUUUCUAGCAGUCAAAAACUGAAAUGUAAAUUUUAGUACAUAAUACCCGAUAGAGAUCUGAAGAUGAAGAGUUUCGCUCAAUUAUUUCACCAAGAGUUCGAGGAACUAUUCGGCCUCGAUAUGUUGUAUACAUCAGUGGCAUGUCAAUUGUUUGCUUCAAUUUGUUUCUUUUUAACAACUGCCAAUUGAGCUUUUCAAUUUUGUCAUAAUUGGCGGUUGUUAGAAUCUAAAGUAUAGCAAUUGAGCUUUUCAAUUUUUUCAUAAUUGGUGGUUGUUAGAAUCUAAAGAAUAGUUUCUGUUCAUAGAUGAAUAGUAAUCUGAUACUGCGUAAUUAAUGAUCAUGCUGUUUUUCUUCUUUU
This is a messenger RNA of Asparagus officinalis (garden asparagus), 2053 nucleotides long. RefSeq names its product protein ZINC INDUCED FACILITATOR-LIKE 1-like. The transcript is spliced from 16 exons. NCBI's taxonomy places the organism in Eukaryota, Viridiplantae, Streptophyta, Magnoliopsida, Asparagales, Asparagaceae. Bases 181 to 1716 code for a protein of 511 amino acids. The record is from RefSeq and is a predicted model, not a curated record. Gene Ontology annotation, molecular function: transmembrane transporter activity. Gene Ontology annotation, biological process: transmembrane transport.